AUGACCAAGCUGAUAACAGAGACACCUGACCAGCCAAUCCCUUUUCUAAUUGAUCAUCUUCAGUCCAAACAGGGGAACCGCAGUCAGCUUCAGAGAACGUUGUCUGGCUCUGCUGCCCUUUGGGCAGAGAGUGAAACAUCAGAAAAUAAAGGAACAAGGAGAGAUUUUAGAAGUUAUGAUAAACCUUGGCAGGUAAAUGCAAAAAAGCCUAAAAAGUCAAAGAGCGACCUUGCCGUGUCCAACAUUUCUCCACCGUCACCGGAGUCCAAGUCAUUGCCAAGGUCAAUAGAGCAUCCUAAAUGGGAUUGGAGGACAAAACCGGAGAACCAUGAUUUUGAUGAACUAAAUCAUAUUCUUCAAGAGAGCAAAAAACUUGGAAAAGCCCUUGAGAAUCUGUCUCGCAGCAUUGCUAUUUCUGAUGAACUUGAUAAGGACACAACAGGUUUUAACACCCCGAUUCUCAGACCUCGUGUGAUUGGAGAAUGGAUUGGUCGUGAAGAGAAUGAUGCUGACCCCCUGGCUGCUGAGAUGCUGCAGCCACCAAUACCAAGAAAUAAAAAUGAGCAGUGGGACAGCGAGGAUAGCAGCAGUCCUGGAGGAAGCUUAAAAAUGGAGCCAAAGACCAAAGGACUAAAACAACAACAGCAGCAACAUAAGAAACUGCUGGCUGCCAUGCUUUCUCAGGACUCCUUUGAUUCUGCUCAAAGCACAGCUCCAUCUGUAACUGAAGAAGAUAUUGACAAUGAAGAUGAUGCAAUGGAACUGCUGGAGGAUCUUGAUGAUCUAAGAAUGGAAGGAGUAACAAGUGUGAUGUCUUCUGGGAGCAAAUUCAAUCAAACUCGAAGUGCUCAUACGGCUGAGCCUCAAGCAAAGGUCACAUUGAAUAUCUGCGCAAGAUGUGCCAGAUUGCAAGGAGAUAACUUGGCAGAAAGGCCAGAAGAUGUCUCCAUGGUAUCUCAAACAUCUGAGCCAGCAGUGUCAGACUCUGAUGCUCAAGUACCCGGGGUUGAAACACUUACGGAGGAUAUUGAUGAAUUUCAGAGUGCCUCUCAAGUGGCAGGAUCUUCUCAGACAGUUUGGACCCUGGAUGCCAUGGGUGUCAGACCUGGAGGUUCCCCAAGGCAGAAACUCUUAAAGGACUCCUUGGCAGCAAAAGAACUUCAGACCAUGGAAAAACACCUAGCUGAUAUUGAGAAGGACCUAGCACUAUGGGAAGAAGCAAGACUCUCAAGAAGCCCUACUAUCCAACAUCAUAGUUUAAUUACAUCUGACCAUCAAGGCAAUCUUCAAGCUACACAGGGCCAAAAUCCAAGGCCUCAGGUGUCAACUCAGGCGGGGAAGAACAUUCAGCUCCAAGGAAACAAAUCACCACCGCUGCCCAGUAACAGCAGAACACAGGUCUCCAGUGUUGCAAACAGUAGGCCUCCAACGCCCGGUACACAAACCAACAGGCCACCAACUCCAUCAACUCCGGGUAGCAGACCUGUGACCCCGAAUAGCUUGCUGUCACGGCCUCUUACCCCUAGCAACCAAGGAAAUAGGGAAGGCAUCAUUAGUAUGCAAAGAAGCAGAUCUUUGACAUCUAAGAGCCAAAUGGGGAGGACCCUCAGCGCUGCUUCAGGGCUCUCUGUGCAAAUGAGUGGAGACAUUGUUGGAACUGUCACUACUCAGAGAAGCAGUUUAUCAGAAGAUGAAUUCUUACAACAGCUUCAGCUUGCUCAUCAACCUUGGAUAUUGCCGAGUGACACAGAAAGUGAAGGAGUGGAAGCUGACCAAGACAAAUAUAAUUCAGUCCUGUGUGGGUGCUCAGCCCUGUGGCUGCCCAACAUUAGUGCUGCGUGA
Molecule: messenger RNA, 1842 nt
Organism: Aptenodytes forsteri (emperor penguin)
Lineage: Eukaryota; Metazoa; Chordata; Aves; Sphenisciformes; Spheniscidae
Gene: CUNH8orf34
Product: chromosome unknown C8orf34 homolog
Exons: 13
Coding region: 1-1842 (613 amino acids)
Source: RefSeq, a predicted model, not a curated record